Thalassophryne amazonica is the source of this 651-nucleotide messenger RNA. RefSeq names its product collagen alpha-1(XXII) chain-like. Lineage: Eukaryota; Metazoa; Chordata; Actinopteri; Batrachoidiformes; Batrachoididae. The record is from RefSeq and is a predicted model, not a curated record. The transcript is spliced from 5 exons. The annotation marks the transcript as partial.
AUGGGCUACCACUUCAAGAGUGGCACUUCAGGGCAACGUACACAGAUGAGCACACAGGGGUUUGACCUGAUGGAGUACUUCAGUGUGAGGGAUAUUCUGGGAACAAGACUUGAUGAAGGCCAAAGCUCCUAUGUUCGCCUUGGUACCAUGCCUAUCGUACAGCAGACAGAAGAUGUGUUUAAUCAAGGUUUGCCAGAUGAAUACGCCUUUGUGACGACAUUCAAAUUCAGGAAAACCUCAAGGCGAGAAGAUUGGUACCUCUGGCAGAUUUUUGAUAAAUACGGAAUCCCACAGGUUUCCAUCCGCCUGGACGGUGAGAACAAGGUGGUGGAGUACAAUGCUGUUGGCCUGACAAAAGAUGCUGUUAGGGCUGUGUUCAGGAGCACUGAAGUUGAAAAUCUCUUUGACCGUAACUGGCACAAAAUUGGUCUAAGUGUAGAGACCAAAGCCGUCUCUUUGUACCUGGACUGCAAACACAUCCAGACUCUGCCCAUUGACGACAGAGAGGACAUCGACAUCCAAGGCAAAACCGUCAUUGGCAAGAGGCUAUACGACAGUGUUCCAAUUGAUUUUGACCUCCAGAGGAUGAUGAUUUACUGUGAUUCCAAGCAUGCUGAGCUGGAAACCUGCUGUGAUUUGCCCAACGGACCG